Molecule: messenger RNA, 2532 nt
Organism: Cuscuta campestris
Lineage: Eukaryota; Viridiplantae; Streptophyta; Magnoliopsida; Solanales; Convolvulaceae
Source: the annotation of a GenBank genome assembly
UUCCAGGGUGACUUCCGCGACUUCCAGGCUUCCAGCGACUCUCCUCCAUCAUCGAUUAUAUUCCAUCAGCCUCCAUCACCGACUCUCCUCAAUGGAACAAAUGAGAGAUAAUAAUAUCCGCGACUACGAAGACGAUCCAUCCAAGGACCCCAAACGAAAAGCCAGCUCUAAUGAUCCCGGAUGGAAAUAUGGUUUUUGGCCAAAUAUGAACAACAAAAAUCUGAUGGAGUGUACAUUAUGCCACAUAAGUUUGCUUUGGUUAUGUCUUUUCAACAUUAUUUCCAAUCAACAUAAAAUCAAAAUAAAUUCAUUUAGAAGUUUUUUUUAUAGAACUUCCAAUAAGUAAAAAAUGAAACAUCGCCGCCCAUAUAUACCCGCCUAGUACAUUCAAGAACACAAUAAAAAUGUCUCUAGCCGCGGGGGAGCGAUCCCUAUUCAAAAACAAAGAAGGCGGCGCCACCACUUCCGCCGCCGAAGCCACCGUCGUGAAACACCGGUUCCUAGGGUUUCUAAUCUGGCAAGCUCUCCAAUCCACCGCAUUCAUCUUCCUCAAGAGUAUACUCUUUUCACCUUUCACUAUAAACCCUCUGAAACCCUCAUUCAUCGGCUUAUUCGCUUUCAUAGCCUUCCACCUCUCACUCCUCCUCUUUGCUUCCGCCGUCUUCGUUCUCUCCACCCCUCACCCUCUCCGCGCAGCUUCUCCACUUGAGCUCCUGCUCGGUUUGGUGCGGAUUGUUUUUGUUCCGAAGUCUAGCUCUCAGCCGCUGCUCUUGCCGGACUUCCAGCGCCGUGCUAGGGUUUCACUCUGUUUUGUUCUGUUUUUGGGGGUUUGUGGUCUUUCUGCGGUGGUGUCCAUUACCUCUGUUUGUUUGAGUACUGAUGCUUUUAGUCAAUUUUGGUCGAGGAGGAUGAUUAUCUGGAAUAUAGGGUUUAGGGGUUUGGGGGUUGGGCUGUUCUAUGGGAUUCACUACGUUCUUAAAAAGAGAUGGAUCCUUCAGUUCCCAAUUGUCCAGCGUCCUCCUUUCUUCAGCUUUAAGAUGGGUAUUCCUUCAGCUAUCAGGCGUGCUGUAAAACUUACAACAAUAGGUUUCUUGUUGGCAUCUCUUCUGUCAUUUGGUCUUCCUAGUGAGCUUAGAGGCCAAAUGACAGCCAUGAAGUUCAUUACUGAGCAUAUAAUAUUCUACAUGGGAACCUUUGUGCUGUUUCUAUGCUGGGAAUUAUCUCAUCAUUUACAUCAGGUUCUGCAAACAAAACGGUUUGUAUUUUCACAUCCAAAAGGUUCUGCAGCAGCUGAAACAAAUCCAAGUGAGCCUCUUCUUGUGACCCUGGAAGAGAGCAUGCCAAGGUCCCUUUUGCAGUAUCUAGCAUAUAUUGACCUUUGCAUGGUUUGUGAGAGUAAUGUUGAUUCUUGGCGCCGAGCUGCAUUUUUUGAAGAAACUGGUGAGACUUACAAAAGGGUAGUGGAUGCAUGCUUGCAACCUUUGGAGAAGUUCACAAGAGGCUUGUGUGAAGUGCUGGAUAGCCCUUGUGGGGACACUUCUUUCCAGUUUUCUUAUCANCUGGAAGAGAGCAUGCCAAGGUCCCUUUUGCAGUAUCUAGCAUAUAUUGACCUUUGCAUGGUUUGUGAGAGUAAUGUUGAUUCUUGGCGCCGAGCUGCAUUUUUUGAAGAAACUGGUGAGACUUACAAAAGGGUAGUGGAUGCAUGCUUGCAACCUUUGGAGAAGUUCACAAGAGGCUUGUGUGAAGUGCUGGAUAGCCCUUGUGGGGACACUUCUUUCCAGUUUUCUUAUCAGCUAAGGCCAUCGCCAGAACUUUUAGUGGACUCAAAACUUUAUGAGUCAUUUGAGGACAACCAGGUACUUGCAUGGUGUGCCAGGGCCACAUCUUCAUUGACCGCAUCGUCGCGCACAGAAGACCGAUAUGGAGUGGCACAACUCUCCGGACGCAAUGCCGCUGUGGUCUCAACACUGUUGUCAGGUUUAUUAGCCGUGGAAGCCCUGAUGGGCAAGAAGACCAACAUAGAAUCCUCCCAUCACCAUCAGAUGGACCCCACCGGGAUCAAAUGGGCAACACUGAACAGCAGCUCUGGGAGAAGAGACCCAACUCCCUCUGGGGUUGCAGGGAGAAGAAAGGGGAGCCUUCUGUACACAAAAGCUUAUUCAAUGGCAGAUGUCCUUAGGACUUCCAUUUACAGCAUUGUGGUCGCGUUCCACGACGAAAUGUCAGCCAGUUUAAGGGCAGGUACCCUAGAGAAGGACUGGAUCGCGGCGCCUCUCUAUGGGACGCGGGAGCUGCUUCUGCAGAAAUUACGCCUAUUUCUCGAUUUCCAAGCUAACUAAUUUGUUUUAGUCUUUCACAGCACAAGAGAGAAUGAUGAAGGGGGGAUGGUUUGGAAAUGGAAACUGUGGUAGGAAAGAAUGUUAUAAUCUAUGAAAAACUGUAACAUUACUUCCUUUCCCCCUCUUUUGUAUGUUGAGUUUUUUUUAAAUAUCAGAAAUCAUCAACAACAACAAAAAAAGUGACUCCAUAUAU